This is a messenger RNA of Uloborus diversus, 1858 nucleotides long. RefSeq names its product cytochrome P450 3A2-like. Bases 43 to 1641 code for a protein of 532 amino acids. Gene Ontology annotation, molecular function: heme binding; steroid hydroxylase activity; iron ion binding. The transcript has 14 exons. NCBI's taxonomy places the organism in Eukaryota, Metazoa, Arthropoda, Arachnida, Araneae, Uloboridae. The record is from RefSeq and is a predicted model, not a curated record.
GUCUCUUCCUUGCUUAGUAAACGGAUUGGUGCCGUCAGAAACAUGGAAGUAACUCAACUUUUGCUCGGGCCAAUCCUCGCCCCAUUUAUUUUAGGAUUAACUACAAUAUUUUUGCUCUAUUGGCUAACUACGAGGAGACACAAUUAUUGGAAAGAAAGAGGAGUCGUCUACGAUGAGCCUCUCCCUUUCUUUGGAUCUCUCUGGCGAGGGUUUACAAAGCAAGCCCAAGAUGUUGAAAUUGAAAGAUAUAAGAAACAUGGAAGAAUAUAUGGGCAUUUCGAAGGAUCUCGACCUGUUAUAUCAGUUGCAGAUCCGGCCUUGCUGAGGAACAUAAUGGUUAAAGACUUCGCAUCGUUUUCACAACGAAGAAGAUUCCUGGUGGGAGAUAAACUUUUCGACAGCAUGGUUUCUAUACUCAAAGGAGAAGAUUGGAAAAGAGUUCGCACAGUUAUUACUCCUACAUUCACAACAGGAAAAAUAAAAAGGAUGGUGAAAAUUUUCAAGGAAUGCGCCCAAACGUGUGUUAAUAACCACAAAGUUUAUGCGGAACAAGGAAAACCCGUUGACUUAAAAAAGAUUUAUGGUGCUUUUACAAUGGACAUCAUUGCAAGCUCUGCUUUUUCCACUAAGCUCGAUUCCCAUAAUGAUCCGGAAAACAAAUUCGUGAAAGCUGCGAGAGACGUUUUUACUAGGAACCUUAGCUGGAGAAUCGUUCUUUUCUUUUUGUUCCCUCAAUUGAUGAAAUGGCUUGGUAUCAGUAUUUUCUCACCCAAAGGAAUGCGUUUUUUCCAGGAUGUCACACUCCAAAUCAUAGAGGAGAGGAAGAGAACUGGAAAGAAAAGGAAUGAUUUUCUACAACUGUUGAUGGACACUGCAGAUGAAGUACAGGAACAAGAUAAACAGGAAGUUGAGAAAGAGGAUUUGACAGAAAAUUAUGGAAAAGAUGAUACCCAACAUCAGAUUUUUAAGAGUGUCACCAAGAAGUCUCUUUCUUACGACGAACUCAUAGCAAACUGCGUAGUUUUCUUCCUUGCUGGAUAUGACACCACGGCCUCUACUUUGUCUUUCGCCAGCUACUUACUGGCUAUCAACCCAGACGCCCAAGAAAGGUUAAUUGCUGAAAUAGACGAAGUAUUAAAAGCCUCUAAUGGAGAAAUUACUUAUGAAUCUAUUCAAGAAAUGAAAUGUUUGGACAACGUGAUUUCAGAAACUUUGAGACUAUAUUCACCAGCUGUGAGAUUGGAAAGAAUUGCAGAACAAGACUACGUUCUUGGAGAUACAGGAAUAACCAUACCGAAAGAUAUGAUAGUCACCAUUCCUAUUUCUGCCAUGCACAUGGAUCCGGAGUUUUUUCCUAAUCCAGAGAAAUUUGAUCCUGAUAGAUUUAGUGCUGAGGAAAGAGCCAAGAGAGACCAGUAUACAUACAUGCCUUUUGGAUCCGGACCCAGAAACUGCAUCGGCAUGCGAUUCGCCCUCAUGGAAAUCAAGGUGUGCCUCGCGUAUAUCCUCAGCAACUUCAGAAUAAAGAAAUGUCCCCAAACUCAGGUACCUCUGGAGUUUUAUGUUGGACAGCAGCUUCUACAGCCUAAGAACGUUUCUGUUCAGAUGGAAAUCAGGAAAGACGGCAUCAGAGCGAGAUAAAACUCCGUUUUUGAAAAUUGAUGAACAAGUGAAGAGGAGUAACAUAAAAACUUCGAAAAGCAACUAACUUAUUUUAGAUCCAAACUUUUUGAUACGGAAGGUUCCGUUGAUAUUAUCAUCCAAGAAUUCCUCAAUAUAUAUAUGUAUACAUAAUUUAGAAACGCAUAGUAUUAGCUGUAUUGUAAAUAUUUUAAGAUAUUUGUUUUAAAAUAAAAAA